AAAGCAGCUGGCUGGGCCUGUGAUUGCCAUGGGAACAGAGGAUACAACUGCCAAUGUCUGAUGAAUGCUGCCAUUGCCUAGGAGAUGCCCUCCAUCGAAGCUGUGGCGCUGCUCACUUCAUGGGACAUUGUGCUAAAACUUCCAGUCAGGAGCUUCACUUUCCACCAGUGAAAGAAACGCUUGGCUGGCAGCUUUCUGAGAUGGGCUGGUGGCGAGAUUAGUAGUGAGACCGCAAAAUCGACGUGGCCAACAAAUCAGCCCCCUAUUUCAAGGAAUUACAUCCCAAACUACAGCAAAGCAGGAAAUCAAAGGGUAACGGUCACCUGAUCAUGAACCCUGAAAUCAACUAUGGUGUAAUAAUCAACAAAGAGAGAUGCCAAGGGUCAGUAUCUGUUUGACCUUCUCUGCCACCACCUAAACUUAUUGGAGAAAGACUACUUUGGAAUUCGGUUUGUGGACCCGGACAAGCAAAGGCAUUGGUUGGAGUUUACAAAGUCUGUUGUGAAGCAGUUGAGAGCCCAGCCUCCAUUCACCAUGUGUUUCCGUGUGAAGUUCUAUCCCACCGACCCUGCUGCUCUGAAAGAGGAAAUAACCAGGUAUUUAGUCUUCCUGCAGAUCAAAAGAGAUCUCUACCAUGGCCGCCUCCUCUGCAAGACAUCGGAUGCUGCAUUGUUAGCCGCCUAUAUCCUUCAAGCCGAGAUUGGGGACUACGACCCCGGGAAGCACCCAGAAGGCUACAGCUCCAAGUUCCAAUUUUUCCCCAAACAUUCAGAAAAGCUGGAAAGGAAAAUUGCAGAGAUUCACAAAACAGAACUCAGUGGUCAGACACCAGCUACUUCAGAGUUAAAUUUUUUAAGAAAAGCCCAGACCCUGGAGACAUACGGGGUUGACCCACACCCGUGCAAGGAGUCAGGAUUCACGGGAGUGGAAUAUAAAAGAGCCCUGACUGUGAAGAUAAUCUCUCUUCUGCAAAAUCAUCAUCAUCAUCAUCAUCAAAAUCUCUUUGUGACCCAGCUCCAGUCCCAGAGACCCACAAAUCCCGUCUCAGAUGUGUCAGGAAAUGCGGCAUUUUUGGCCUUCACUCCCUUUGGUUUUGUUGUUCUGCAGGGAAACAAGAGAAUUCACUUCAUCAAAUGGAACGAGGUAGCCAAAAUGAAAUUCGAAGGAAAGACAUUCUGUUUAUAUGUAAGUCAGAAAGAGGAAAAGAAAAUUGCUCUUACUUAUUUUGCUCCAACACCAGAAGCGUGCAAGCACCUCUGGAAAUGUGGGAUAGAGAACCAAGCUUUUUACAAGUUGGAGAAGUCGAGCCAGGUCCGCACAGUAUCCAGCAGCAACUUGUUCUUUAAAGGAAGCCGGUUCCGAUACAGUGGCCGAGUUGCAAAAGAAGUGAUGGAAUCUAGUGCCAAGAUCAAGAGGGAGCCCCCAGAAAUUCACAGAGCAGGAUUGGUUCCUAGCCGCAGCUGCCCUUCCAUCACUCACGGGCCAAGGCUCAGCAGUGUCCCCAGGACUCGAAGGAGAGCUGUUCACAUAUCCAUCAUGGAAGGCCUGGAGUCUCUGAGGGACAGCGCUCACUCGACCCCUGUGCGUUCAACCUCUCACAGCGACACUUUCAUGUCCCAUGUGCGGAGUAGCAGAGCUGAGAGCAGCGAGAGAGUGGCAGUCAUCUCCGAUGAGAUGUACAGCCCUGCCGAUAGCGUGCUUCCCACGCCGGUGGCAGAACACAGCCUGGAGCUGAUGCUGCUCUCCAGGCAGAUCAACGGCGCCCCCUGCAGCAUUGAAGAAGAAAAGGAGUCUGAAGCCAACACACCUACUGCAACUGAGGCUGAUGAGAUGGGAGGCGAGUUCAAAGCCUUGUGUCAGGGUGUUGGUGGCAAUGGCGGGACACAAGCUGCACAGGUGAAUAAGUUUGUUUUAAGUGUCCUCCGUUUGCUCCUUGUGACAGUUGGACUCCUCUUUGUUUUGCUCCUUCUCCUGAUCAUCCUUACCGAGUCUGACCUUGACACUGCCUUUUUCCGUGAUAUCCGCCAGACCCCCGAGUUUGAACAAUUCCAUUAUCAAUACUUUUGUCCCCUCAGGCGAUGGUUUGCCUGCAAAGUCCGCUCCGUGCUGAGCCUGCUCAUUGACACCUGAAGGCAUGACUCUUCCUAAUAACUAGC
Molecule: messenger RNA, 2156 nt
Organism: Mauremys reevesii (Reeves's turtle)
Lineage: Eukaryota; Metazoa; Chordata; Testudines; Geoemydidae
Gene: FRMD5
Product: FERM domain containing 5
Exons: 16
Coding region: 535-2130 (531 amino acids)
Cellular component (GO): cytoskeleton
Molecular function (GO): cytoskeletal protein binding
Source: RefSeq, a predicted model, not a curated record